Arachis stenosperma is the source of this 1605-nucleotide messenger RNA. RefSeq lists its product as uncharacterized. The transcript has 7 exons. Gene Ontology annotation, cellular component: snRNA-activating protein complex. The record is from RefSeq and is a predicted model, not a curated record. Gene Ontology annotation, molecular function: sequence-specific DNA binding. Gene Ontology annotation, biological process: snRNA transcription by RNA polymerase II; snRNA transcription by RNA polymerase III. NCBI's taxonomy places the organism in Eukaryota, Viridiplantae, Streptophyta, Magnoliopsida, Fabales, Fabaceae. Bases 282 to 887 code for a protein of 201 amino acids.
CAGACACUAAACUGAACUGGCCUGGUUCAGAUAGUACUAACCCGGUCGCCUGAAGCCGUGAACUCUCUCACCUUCUUCUCGCUGUGAAGCUCUUACGCCAUCUCGCCGAGCUCCGUUGCUGUCUCGGUUCGGUUGAGGGGUCACCGUUGGAACUUGGAAGCCGUCUUCUGCCACUUCCUGCAGGUGCAAGUUUCAGGCCCAGAUUGAAUACCUAUAACUAUGAAUAUUGAUUCUUUCAAGCGGGAUGUUGAUGAAUUAAUUGCUGAAUUCACUCAGGUUACAUGUGUGGUACUGCUUCUUUAUCACACAGAUUGGGUGGCCUUUAUUGCCUCUAUUGUCUGUAUGAGACUCAACCAUUUAAACCUACUUUUAAGGUCUAUCUAUCCCUUGGAGAGAUAAAGAAACUCAGAACCCUUAUGGUAGAUGCAAAAACAAAUGAUAUUAAAGUCGUACCUUCUUUGGUAAAAAGAAUGCUGGAUAGAAACAUUCUCCUUUUUGGUGCUGUUGACUUAAUGGCUGAUUCUGUCACGGAGACAGUUAACCAACUCCAACAAUUGCAGGAUGCUCGUAUCAAACACGCAUAUGAAAAAUUAUUUCACAGCACACCAAUUGACAGAUAUGUUCACAUGGACCUUGGAAUGGAAGUUGACCUUGGAAAGCUGCAGAAAAUGUCAUCGGAAUAUGCUGUGGCCAAGAAUGUAGCCAUUGCAGAAGCAAGCAAUAUUUUAGAUGUUACAGACAUAAAGCACCUAUCAGAAGAUAAGGAACUGAUAGGAGAUGUUGUGAAAAAGAUCGCUGAUGACUGGAAUGACCAGAAAGAAACAUUAAGCAAACCGGGUGCGGAGAGGAUGAAAUGUAUGAGCAAGAGCUGCUACAACAACUUCUGAAAGACAACGAUGACGACGAGGAUAAUGAAAAAGAGGGUAGUCAAGAUUGGAGGUAUACAUUUGAGCUGGGGAAUUCAUAAUGCUAAUAUGUUAGCCAUUAUUUUGGUAUAGGGAGUUCAGGCUUUCCCAGGGGAAAUAUGGUCUUAUAGGUCCAUUUUUUUUUUCUUUACCUCUAUCCACUUUGUUAUCAACAAUGUGUUAUCAACUACUUUCACACUUUCGGUUCUUGUUGUGUGUAUUAUGGUCUCUUCAACUUUCUUUCUUUUGCUGGAUCGGUUUGUUUGUGGAACUAAAUUAUGCAAUCAUAAUUCUUAUCCUUCUCGCUAUCCUUGAAAUAGCUUUGGUAAAGAUAACAUAGUCUUCCAACAUCUGAAUGUCUACAUUUUUGGAAUAUGAAGUUUUCCUUUCCACGUUCUAUUGCCGAGAAUCACUACAUCUGGAGACCAAUAACCGGCUGUUCAAUGGCUUCAUUGAAUGAAAUAUUCAAGUCUUACAUUGAAAGCAAGAGGCAAGAUGUCUGGAAUUGAAGUCUUACAUAGCGUGAAGAUGAGUCUGAGAAGUCUGCAACACGACAUGAAAGGGAAGACACUACAACAAUUACAAGAUACUUACCUGGACGGGUCAAUGGGCGGUCAAAAAGACCUAUGGCCUACGGCCUAGGCUGGUGACUUCCAUUGCACUUUGGAAGGAUAUCCGUCUAAGGUCUACGUAAGUGGUG